CAGAUUCUGAGCGCAGGAGGGGCGCUGGCACCAAAAAGAAAAAAAAAAAAGAAAGAAAAAGACUAAGGAAAAGACCAGCAGUUCGUACUAGUGAGUUAUGGCCUUCCGAGGCUCCCGUAGCACCACAGAGCCAAGCCGACUUAGCCGGCACCACCCACCCGGAAACGACUUCCUCUCGUCCCACAAUGGGCCCCGCCUUGCCGCGGGACCUGAGAACUCCUCCAGUCCUGGUCGGUGCGCAGUCCCCAUGGCCUGCUACGAGGAGGUGUGCGUGUCCGGAUUCGAGGAGUUCAACCAGGCGGUGGAGCAGCACCGCGGAAAGACCAUUUUCGCUUACUUCAGCGGUUCCAAGGACGCCGAAGGGAAGAGCUGGUGUCCGGACUGCGUACAAGCUGAGCCAGUCGUUCGAGAGGGGCUGAAGCACGUUACUGAAGAAUGUGUUUUCAUCUACUGCCAAGUCGGAGAAAGAUCUUAUUGGAAAGAUCCAAAUAAUGACUUCAGACAAAAACUGAAAAUUACUGCAGUGCCUACACUACUUAAAUAUGGAACACCUCAGAAACUGGUAGAGUCUGAGUGCCUUCAAGCUAACCUCGUGGAGAUGAUGUUCUCUGAAGAUUAAGAUUCCAUGAUGGCAGUUAUCCUGGCUUACUCUACAACAAAAGAAACUGCCUAUUUGCUUCGAAUUUAUGUUAACAAUAAGUAAACGAUGGUGUUAAAAUCAGUGUAUGUCUAAACAAUAAAGAAUGUUCUUAAAUAUAA
Molecule: messenger RNA, 759 nt
Organism: Jaculus jaculus (lesser Egyptian jerboa)
Lineage: Eukaryota; Metazoa; Chordata; Mammalia; Rodentia; Dipodidae
Gene: Txndc17
Product: thioredoxin domain containing 17
Exons: 4
Coding region: 98-619 (173 amino acids)
Cellular component (GO): cytosol
Molecular function (GO): protein-disulfide reductase [NAD(P)H] activity
Source: RefSeq, a predicted model, not a curated record